AUGGGUUCAGCAGGUGGAGCCCUGAUUCAGUAAACUGGUUUACUGUUCCUGAAAUGAGAUGAACGUGAGAUUGACAGAGCCGCUCAAAAACAGCUCCGCUUCAACAAUGCGUUAGUUAGACAGAUGAAGUUAACAAGUCUCGCUUACUUUUUAGUCUUGUCUUCAAUUAUAGACGCGCAUCGCUGAGGCGUGUGUAUGUGUGUGAGAGAAGUUAACCAUAUAUAUUUUUUUUUAGAGUUGUCAAGAUAUUUCAUUAGCCUGUAUCAAGAACCUUUUUGUCAAGUGUGCUGUUGGACCAUUUAAGAGGAACACAUGAAUCGCAAAAUUGGUGCACAUGUUGCUCACUUGUUGCAUUUUAUUCGCAAAUUAAUAUCAGUGUGGAAGACUUCAUUCGUCAAGAUGGUAGAAAACGGAUCGCAAAUGUGUCAAAUAGCCUAGUGACUGAGAUGGACAUAUAGAAUCUGGAACUGAAAUAGAGACAGAUGGACCUGAAAUACGUUUUUCGACAGUAACAGUGGAUGUGCAAGUUCCUUGCUAGGCUUCGUCACCACUCCGGACAGAGUGGCCCAUGGACCUGCGUACCCAGAGGUUGGUGCGUCCCGAGCCUGACUCGGUUAUGCUGGCACCCCACCACUCCCUCUUCCUGGGAGCCCAGGACUCCCAGAAGCACCUGCCACAGCAUAUCCACUACGAGUACGACAUGGAGCAGAGUCGCCAGGAGAAAGAGCAGGACAAGAGACAGGAACUGCAGCAGCUGAUGUAUAAGGAUAAGCGUGAGCAAAGUGCUGUGGCCAGUCCCCUGGUGAAACAGAAACUCAGAAGUCAAAUCCUGAAGAGGACGGAGCAGGCCGCCCUGGAGACGACCGCCUCCAAUCCCACCAGAAACACGCCCAGGAGUUACAGGGAACUGGCCCCAGAUCCUGACAUGCCCCCAAAGCCUCACAUGGUGACCCCUGUUGUCCAUCAUCCACCAUGUGACCAACGCAAGAACUCACCCCUCAGAAGAACAGCUUCUGAUCCCCUCCUGAAGGUGAGAAGUAAACUGAAGAAGCACAUCAACUCCAGGCAGAACCCUCUCCAACGCAAGACCAGCACCCUGCCCACAAUCAAGCCCAGAAUGCCGGAUACUCUGGACUCCUCCCCCAGCAGCAGUACAUGUAGCACUCCAGUGUCUGGGUGCAGCUCGCCCAAUGACAGCCUUCUCUCGGACAGCCCACUUACUACCGGACUAACCCACGUGGCUCAGAGGUUGCUACUCCAGGAUGGUACGCUGGCCCACUUCAUGGUGCCCUGCUCCACUGCCCUGCCGAGCAUCAGCACCGGGCUUCCUGGCCAUGGUGAUUGGGAAACGGGUAGUUAUCAGAGGGUGGCCAGGGUACUGCCCCAGGUCUACCUGCCCAUGGAGAGACACAGUGCUGCCCACCAUCACCUCCAGCCCAUGUUCAUCCUGGAGCCCUCAGGACUGCUGCAUACACAGCUAGUCACUGUGCGAGGUCUGAACCCAGGCCUUAUCCAGUACCCCUCCUCCAGACUGGAAGCCCUGGCCACCUUGGGUCCCCACAGGCCCCUGGGUCGGACCCGGUCUGAGCCCCCACUGCCCUCUCACCAGCAGCACCAGCUACUGCAGCAGAACCACAAUCUGCUGCUGGAGAGACUCAAACAAAACACACACCUGGACCAGCCUCGUCUUACACAGAUCUCCUCGGAGGACAUGGACCCAGCGGAGAUCAGGUUAGGGGAGGAGGAUGGAUAUCAGAGAAGUAGACAGAGUGGAACCAGCAGCUCUGAGUCAAUGUGGGACACAGAGUAUACAUCCUCACGAGACAGCCAUGGGGAACAUAGCAGGAAAUACACACCUCUGGUGAAUCAGUCAUUCUAUUGGGAGCAGUCCAGGCACCUUCAGGUCCUGACAGAAAGGCACAGACAGGUGACCUACCUUGACCCCCUGGGUGUGCCUGUGGUUCUUGGCCCUUCCCACCGCCCCCUUGACCGCGCAAAGUCCUCCCCUGCCUCCACCUCUCUUCCCCCUCCUCCGCAGCCCACAGACACCCCGCUGUCUCUGGCCAGCACUGGUCCAGAGACCCCCACCAAGCUACGAUUCACCACUGGUCUGGUGUAUGACUCUCAGAUGCUAAAGCACCAGUGCACCUGUGGCGACAACAGCCGACACCCAGAGCAUGCUGGGAGAAUCCAGAGCAUCUGGUCCAGAUUGCAAGAAAGUGGCCUCAGGAACCAGUGUGAGUGUAUCCGUAGCAGGAAGGCCUCUCUGGAGGAGCUUCAGUCUGUACACUCCGAGAAGCACGUCCUGCUGUAUGGCACCAACCUACUCCAUCGUCUCAAACUGGACAACCGCAAGCUGGCUGGGAUCUUAUCUCAAAGGAUGCGUGUGAUGCUACGAUGUGGAGGAGUUGGGGUGGACAAUGAUACGAUCUGGAACGAGAUGCACACAUCAACGGCGUCUCGCUUGGCAGCAGGCAGCGUGACGGAGCUUGCACUCAGGGUGACACAGGGAGAGCUGAAGAAUGGCUUUGCAGUGGUGAGGCCCCCUGGACAUCAUGCAGCCCACUCUACCGCCUUGGGUUUCUGCUUCUUCAACUCCGUGGCCAUCGCAGCCAAGCAGCUCCAGCACAAACUCGGCGUCAGCAAGAUCCUCAUUGUGGACUGGGAUGUUCACCAUGGGAACGGUACCCAGUCGGUCUUCUACAACGACCCCAGCGUGCUGUACAUCUCCCUGCAUCGCUAUGACAACGGCAAAUUCUUCCCCGGUAGCGGGGACCCAGCUGAGGUGGGAGUAGGAGCAGGUGAGGGCUUCAAUGUCAACGUGGCGUGGACGGGAGGCUUGGACCCCCCCAUGGGCGACGCAGAAUACUUAGCAGCAUUCAGGACUGUGGUGAUGCCGAUUGCCUAUGAGUUCUGUCCUGACGUGGUGCUGGUCUCAUCUGGUUUCGAUGCCGUCGAGGGACAUCUGGCGCCACUGGGGGGCUACAAAGUGUCAGCCAAGUGUUUUGGUUUUCUAACACGGCAGCUGAUGGGGCUGGCAGGGGGCCGGGUUGUCAUGGCGCUGGAGGGGGGUCACGAGCUCACGGCCAUCUGCAAUGCCUCUGAGGCCUGUGUCAGGGCCCUGCUGGGCAUCCAGGAACCCCUGUCUGAAGCAGUCCUAGAGAGGAGACCCUGUCCCAACGCUGUCCUCUCUCUGCAGAGAGUCAUCCAGGCCCAGGGUGAGUACUGGCGGUCGUUGAGGGUGGUGGCCCACACAGUGGAUCAGUCAUACAUGCAGGCCCAAGGACACAGUCUGAGACGUGGCUCAGAGGACCACAAUGACACCGUCUCUGCCCUGGCCUCUCUCUCCAUGGCCAGCCUCACCACAAACAGGACACAACCAGAUGAACUUAUGGAGGGGGACAGAGACUCCAUGUAGACAAGUGCACUUUCCAACAAACCUAACACACACACACACACACACACAUACACACACACACACACACACACACACACACACACACACACACACACACACACACACACACACACACACACACACACACACACACACACACACACACACACACACACACACACACACACACACACACACACACACACACACACACACUGUGAUCCACUCAGCCCUGCUUCACUUGACCAGAAUCCACUGUCUCCAGUUGACACUGUACAGACCAUAUCCUGACCACUAUAGGCAAACCGAGUAGCUUCCGCCUCACACACUCUUACACCUCAUCACAACACAGUUCUACUGGCCUUACUACGACCACUCGCUUGAUUCGACCGCAUCUCAACCGCACACUGAUAACACAUCCCAUUAACAGGGUACAGGAGGACCAAGAGAGAGGAGAAUGAACACUGUCUUCAUGACAUGCCUCUGCAUGCCUCCCUCGUGUGUAACAUUGUGAACUGUGAGGACACAGAAGGAGAGGAGUAGAAGACCUGAGCAUAAACUGGAGGGGGGAAAGAUAUACCAUUAUAAACACCACCAGGGGGGAGGGGUUGAGACUUGACUUGUAGCAUGAAGUGACUUGACAAAGACCAGCUACAUGACUGGCUGUAAGCAGAGUCUCUCUGGGGAAGUGAGCUUCUUGUUUAGCCUUCGGUUACAGCUGCACAUCGCCAGGCCGACAGAACCGAAUCACACAGAGAAGUAGGAAGUAGUCCCACGUCCCCACAGAAGUUACUAUGAAGGAGAACAGACAUCGCACCCUCACCGGGGGGACACUUAUCUCUUAUUGAUAAUGUCAUUUGAAUUUAUGUGACGCCAACAAAAUGAAGAAAAAGAAAGAUGACUGGGAAUUUUGUUCUGACUUUUUUUGCACUGUGUAUUUUGUAAUGUGAACCAAAGAGAGAAUGACAGUAUGGACCUGGGAUUGACAAUACAACAUGUAAAUUAUCAUACUCAUGUUUUUAAGCUGAUUUAAAUAUUGUAAGUUUGAUUUAUUGCGUAUUGUAUAUCAAAUGUCAAUACAUAAUGGUCAUGUUUUUUAAGUAGCAAAUAGAGAAGGCCUAGAACCCUGUGAUUCAGAGAUUUUCUAGUUGUUUUUCUUCCAAUGCAAAAGUGGGGUGUAAGACUCCCUCUCAGACAGCACUUAAGGAAAAGAUGAAAAGGUAUUAUUUAUAUCUCAAGUUGAUGGCAUCCUCAUUCUUUGUCAUUCUAAUGAUAACAUUUAUUAGGAAAUGAAUCCAAUGACUCACUGUGACAAUUCAGGAAACCACUUGUUAGUGAGAGAGGAGUCAGAUUAAACAGAGUCAGAAUAAACGUUCCAAAGGUGUUUCAGGCAAGGACACACACACCGCCAUACGGUCCUACUCUACGCUCCGCCACUCACAAAGUGUUUAUGCAUGUGUAUGUAAAUCACCGCAUUUACAUGUUGUCAGCAGGGUAUUUCAACGUAAUGAAGGUAAAAUACAACUAAUGUUGCUGGGUUCAAGGCAGAUUAAUAACACAGUUGAACUGACUUCAUAGUCUUAAACUCUGACUGGCACUUAAAAGCUGUCUGUUGACUUCACGGGACUCAAACAAAACACAAAUGCACUUACAAUGUCUUAAAUGUUGUGAUUGUGUUUUAGUAAAAUGGCACAUUUUUGACAUGUCUAUUCCACUCUGACAAUAUGCCUUUGUUUUAUUGUUGUUCUGUUGUGAUUGUGUUUUAGUAAAAUGGCACAUUUUUGACAUGUCUAUUCCACUCUGACAAUAUGCCUUUGUUUUAUUGUUGUUCUGUUGGGAUUUCACAAAGACCCGUUUUUUAACAUGUGGAUUUAUUGACAUGCCUGUUGUAUUUUGUAGGCUGUAUUUUUUUAAUGCUUAGUUUUCUACUAUGAAAGACAAGUGAACAAGGAUUUUUUCAUAUCAGAUUAUCUACCACUCGAUUUACAAAAAAAAGUAAGUUAUUUUUGUUCCUGGACCAUACUGCAGUUAGCAUAUCAUGUUUGAAGUUAGCACUUAGUUGUUGGAGUCAGCUUGUUAAAUUCUACAUACUAUAGUCAGUCAGCUUGUUAAGUUCUACAUACUAUAGUCAGUCAGCUUGUUAAGUUCUACAUACUAUAGUCAGUCAGCUUGUUAAGCUGGCUGACUAUAGUAUGUAGAACAAUUGAGCACAGUUUGAGAGAAGACAAAAGUUAAAAGCCUUCUGUGAACAGCAUCCCAUUCGUAAAGUGGUAUGGCCUCUGAACAUAACUUCAAAGACUUUUGUGAAUUCCUGAUUGUUAUUUGUAUUUAAACAGAGGUUUUUGUUCUUAAUAUUUAAAAAAUAUGGAUUAAAAAACUGCUUACAUUUCUUGUUAGCACUUUCCAUUAAAUAAUGAUUUAUUUGUUACCCAUGUAAUGUUAUUGCAGUGCCUUGCUUAUGUAUCGUGUUAAAAAUAUAUAUUUAUCUCACAGUGCUACAGAUUAAUUUGUACUAUAAUGUUAUAUUGUUCAAGUACUUUUUGGUGCUUUAUGAUAUACAUUAUAGAACCAAUACUUUACAUGACAAGACCCUGCAAGAGGUAUAUGGUAUUUGACAUUGACAUGGUGAAAAGGUGAUAAUUGAUAAUGAAACAAUACAUUUGAUUAUGAUGAUGUGGAAGAAAAUGGCCACCAUGUAUUAUUCAUUUUCUUUCAGAAGAGUUCUGUGUUAUAUUUUAUCCUGGUUUAGGUUUAUUUCUGCUUUAAUUAAGUACUUUUGAGAACACUGUUAUCUGUUUUCCUCAAUAAAAGGGAAAUAGAGUUUUCUCAGCAUACUUUU
Molecule: messenger RNA, 6236 nt
Organism: Oncorhynchus keta (chum salmon)
Lineage: Eukaryota; Metazoa; Chordata; Actinopteri; Salmoniformes; Salmonidae
Product: histone deacetylase 7-like
Exons: 25
Coding region: 569-3418 (949 amino acids)
Biological process (GO): negative regulation of transcription by RNA polymerase II; chromatin organization
Cellular component (GO): histone deacetylase complex
Molecular function (GO): histone deacetylase activity
Source: RefSeq, a predicted model, not a curated record